AUGACCCUUGUGCGUGAACUUGGAACAUCAGAACUGGAUUGGAAUCGUAUGAAUGAAACAAAUUAUGUCGCAUGUUCUACUCUAGCUGGAUCUAAAAACAAUAAUCCUAAUUUGUUGCCGUUGUUGAAUAAUAAUACCCCAACUACUAUUGCAUCCGCUUCAACAGCACCACCACCGACGACGACGACGUCAUCAUCAUUGUCGUCGAUGUGUGGAUCAGGUGAAUCUGCUCGUGAAGAGAAUGUCAACAACAACAUCAGCGGCGGUGGAGGCGGCGGUAAUCGUGGUGGUGGUCUUGUCCUAAAGAUAUUCCGUUGUAAACUUUGUCAUAAGUUUUAUAAGUCACGACGUAGUUUAUUAAGACAUCAAAUUUCACAUCAUGAACAGUCGGAUAGUCAGGCAGGGGCAGACGGGCAAACUGAGUGUUGA
This is a messenger RNA of Trichobilharzia regenti, 429 nucleotides long. NCBI's taxonomy places the organism in Eukaryota, Metazoa, Platyhelminthes, Trematoda, Strigeidida, Schistosomatidae. The record is from the annotation of a GenBank genome assembly.